Zophobas morio is the source of this 2282-nucleotide messenger RNA. RefSeq lists its product as uncharacterized. Bases 26 to 1723 code for a protein of 565 amino acids. The record is from RefSeq and is a predicted model, not a curated record. Lineage: Eukaryota; Metazoa; Arthropoda; Insecta; Coleoptera; Tenebrionidae. The transcript is spliced from 6 exons.
ACUGUCAAGAUCAAAAUUCGCCAGCAUGUCCCUCGAAAAGCUCGCAACCGCAAACAUAAAAAACCGCGCUGAAUAUUCCAACUUGUCCAUGGCGCUGAACAGGCUAGAGAAGGAAAAACAAAACGAGCUCAGAAUGAUUAACACCGAAAUACAGAGAUUCAAAUCGAAGUAUUCCAAGUCGGACUUCGGCACGGAUUCCACCGAGGCAGCCAGUGUCAAGAUGUACGAAACGCAUAAUCCGGGGUUUUGUUUCAAGAGGAAUGGGGAGCACAGGGUGCAGCAGAUUCUGGGGACGGCGCCGCAGGUCAAUUUUGAGGAUCUCCAUUUUUUGCUCUUCACUGACGGCGAAGUCGACAUCGAAAAAAUCCUCUGCUUGCACCUCCUCUCUUCGCACGAGACCGAUCACUUGACACCUCCGAGGCGUCCCCGGACCAGCAGCAGAGAGUCUCCAUUAGAACAGUUAAUUGAAAGAUCAAAAAACAACACGUCGAACGAAAAGAUGUUAGAUUCUGUCUUACCGACAUAUGUUCUCGACGUUAACAAAGGACAUCCCAAGCGGACUUUAAUGGAUGAGCGACUAUCUGCGAGACUUUUGGUCAACGAGAAAAUUCUUGAACUCAUAACGACCGUGUUGUCGGCUUUGGAGCACUCAAACCCGGAAAAAGUCAGACACUUGAUCAGUGUAGCGGAGGAUCCGAGCAGUUUGAAGAAAAUCUUCAGGAAGCAGCAUAUACAGGAUUUCGUGAUGACGCUGAAGAAUCACUCGAUUGUUAAUAGUUGCAGCUCUUUCAUUUUAACCCAACCACACAAAAUCGAGCCCAACCACAUCGAAAUCCGAACCCCCAGCGGCGCUUUAGAAGACCUCAUCCGCUACAUCCGAACCAACGUCCUACAAUUCCCCAAACGCGAAAGCUGGACCAUGCUGGAAGCAGAAUCCCGCGAACUAGUAAUAAUCGAGGAAGCCACCAUGUCACGAGCCAGCAUAGUCUCCCCAAAACGCGCAACCCCAACAACCAAAAAACAACCAGAAAAACCCCCACUCGUCGACCCGUCAAAAUUCAGACGAAAGAGCACCAACUUCGUCCAAAAAAACAUAGACCUGGCCCCUAGCUACAAAAAAACCCCCGAACCGCCAGUCAAAACCCGAAAACGGAGCACCAGCCUGGACUCGGAAAAAACCAAGCCUCCGUCUGAUCUUGGCGGGAGAAAACCGAGUCUUAACAGGACAGCGGAGCACAGAUCGUCCAUCCUCAGCAAGGGAAGUGACAGGAGCAGAAGAAUGAGCGAUAAAGAAAGAACAAGCGUUACAUUUGAGGAUGAGGAAAUCAAGGUUCAUUUGAAGCAAACAAAGUGUCCGGCGUGUAUGGAAAAGUGGAAAAUACCUCUGCCGGAGCCCAAAGUACCUGCGUUUACUCCGAAAAGUGCAGAAUCGUCGCAGGAUUCGAUAGAACGAAUCGCUAGUGCUCGAUUAUGUAAAACGGAUAGCAGAAGGAGAAUCCAGAACAUGAUAGAACAAGAACAGUUCAAGUUGAAUUCGUACGACAAGCGAUUCUCGAAUGCUAGUACUACCUCGAAUCCGGCGAAAAAGCGGGUAUCCCCUGAAACGAGCUCUUUGGAUUUGGUGGCUUUGAAUAUCCUAGACCUCGAGAAGAUAAGGCACGAAAUCCGAGAAAAAGAAACAAAAAAGAAACUAGAAAAGUUCUUAGAGGCGACUCAAAAUUGACGAAUUUCUCCUUAUUAACGAAGAUCUGUUCCGACAGUUGUUUCGGCAAAUCGAUGGUACUUUCACAACUUCGACGGAAUUGUAAUUGUUUGCAUACCAUGUGAUUUUUUGUUUGGGUCUAUAAUCAAAAACUUUCACUUUUUUGUGUGUUGGUCUGGCAGGAACCCAUUAUUAAAUAAAUUUAUGUGCAGAUUCGACAUUACUGGAAUUGGGAGCGAAUUAGAAAAGCAGUACUAAGAUAUUCCAAUUAUGAAAAAGAAACCGCGGUGUCACCUUUUACGCAGGUUUAUUCUCUGGAAACGUAUUAGUGCAAUUACACUGAUUUACUGCCUUUCUUUGAAUUGUUUAAUUAACCGUUCAAAUUCGAUUGAGUUUGUCGUAAAGAGACUUUCCAAUAGGAGAGUUCUCGAAGGGUCAUCUCUUUAUAAAUCACCGAUCGUACCGUUACCGAUGGGCUUUUUAAAGAGGCCGUAAAUUAUUCCAAACGUAACGUAGAAUUUGCAGAAAUUUGACUAAUGUUAGUUUAUUACUUGGAGAGUGUUAUGUAAAACGGUGAAUA